AUGACGACCCCAGGAGAGGACGAGCUCAGAAGCGCACUUAUCGAGCUGAAAGCUCAAAAUCCCAGUCUGGGUAUAUCCAAAGUCCAUGCCCUGCUGCUCGCCGCGCAUCCUGACUGGACGGUCAGCGAGAAACGGACACGAAAAAUCCUGCAAACGCAGGGCUUGGUGCAAGGCGCCGGCCCAGCCGUGCACCCGACCUCGCGCCUUAUCCCCAACUUCGAUGUGAAGAAGUACUCCUCGAAGGUCGCGCCAAAGUUCUUCGACAAGCGGAAGGGAAAGGGCCUCGUCGCGGUCGAUCCGAUCAAGGAGGGGGAGGUGAUCUGGAAGGAGGAUCCGUUCGUGAUGGCACCCGAGUGGAACGCGUUCGAGAUGCAGAUCCAGGGCACGGUCUGCUGGCAGUGCUGUACGCCCAUGCAACACACCGGCCGGGAGGUAUCCUGCCGCGCACACACCUCCUCCGCCAACUACUGCCCCGCGCGAUUCUGCAACCGCCUAUGCCUCGUGCGUAGCGACAAGACGCACCCCCUGCUUUGCCCCGCUCAGAAUCCAGCUUCGUCUCAGCUGCUGCGUUACGCGCACGACAAGCAGUGGAUGGCGCUCCACGGCUACGCCCAAUUGGUAGCGCGGAUCAUACUCGCCUAUCAAGGCGACGAAGAGACCUUCAGAUCCGAGCUGGACAUCAUGCGCGCCUUCGCAGAGAUCGAUGUGGAAACUCGCCACCGGAACACGAACCCUGGCUUAGAACCAGACAAGGAAACAUGGAAGGCCGGACACAAGCACCUUUUGAACACCUUCGUCGACCCGCCGACGGCGGAUGGCAAGAAAAAGCUCAAGAAAAUCAUCCGCAAACCUCUAACCGCAGAACUUGAGAAGGAGCUCUUCGACUACGACACAGCCUUCCUCAAAGGACUCGGUCGCAUGGUUCUCAACUUUGAAAGAUCCGGCGGCCUCUACGUGCUGCACUCGCACAUGAACCACUCCUGCGUCCCCAACAUCUCUGUGCGGCACUUCGACAAGAGCACCAACUGGGCGCGGAUAACGAUGGUCGCGAAGAAGGACCUCGCGCCAGGUGAGGAGCUCAUGAUCUCAUACGUCGACCCGGAGGCGCCCUACAAGGCGCGGCAGGCCGAGCUCGAGCAGUGGGGUUUCAAAUGCGUAUGCCCGCGCUGUUUGGAGGAGGCAAAGACGGCGAAGGCGGCUGCGCCUGUGCAUGGCGAGGUCCGCGAUGGGAUUGACUUGAACGAUCUGGAGAAGGAGCUCAAGGCGGGGCUGGGUGUUAUGUAA
Schizophyllum commune H4-8 is the source of this 1284-nucleotide messenger RNA. RefSeq names its product SET domain-containing protein. The record is from RefSeq and is a predicted model, not a curated record. Bases 1 to 1284 code for a protein of 427 amino acids. The transcript is spliced from 4 exons. Gene Ontology annotation, molecular function: protein binding. Lineage: Eukaryota; Fungi; Basidiomycota; Agaricomycetes; Agaricales; Schizophyllaceae.